Tachyglossus aculeatus (Australian echidna) is the source of this 3144-nucleotide messenger RNA. RefSeq names its product potassium voltage-gated channel subfamily H member 6 (gene KCNH6). Gene Ontology annotation, cellular component: membrane. Lineage: Eukaryota; Metazoa; Chordata; Mammalia; Monotremata; Tachyglossidae. Gene Ontology annotation, biological process: regulation of ventricular cardiac muscle cell membrane repolarization; potassium ion transmembrane transport; membrane repolarization during action potential. The record is from RefSeq and is a predicted model, not a curated record. The coding region runs from base 1 to 3144 and encodes 1047 amino acids. The transcript has 14 exons. Gene Ontology annotation, molecular function: inward rectifier potassium channel activity.
AUGCCGGUCCGCAGGGGCCACGUCGCGCCCCAGAACACCUAUCUGGACACCAUCAUCCGGAAAUUCGAGGGGCAGAGUCGCAAGUUUCUGAUCGCCAACGCCCAGAUGGAGAACUGCGCCAUCAUCUACUGCAACGACGGCUUCUGCGAGCUCUUCGGUUACUCGCGGGUGGAGGUGAUGCAGAGGCCGUGCCCCUGCGACUUCCUCACGGGGCCGGACACCGCCCACAGUGCCAUCUCCCGCCUUGCCCAAGCCCUGCUGGGUGCUGAGGAGUGCAGGCUGGAGAUCCUUUACUACCGCAAGGAUGCCUCCUGUUUCCGCUGCCUGGUGGACGUGGUGCCCGUGAAGAACGAGGACGGAGCCGUCAUCAUGUUCAUCCUCAACUUCGAGGAUCUGGCCCAGCUCCUCGCCAAGCCUAGCAACCGCACUCUGUCCCGGAGCCUGUUGAUGCCAAGCUUCCUGAGAUCCGGCUCCCAGGGCAAGGUGGGCGGACAGGCCUUGGGGCCGGACGCCCACUCGGUCAAAUACCGCACCAUCAGCCAGAUCCCCCAGUUCACGCUCAACUUCGUCGAGUUCAACCUGGAGAAGCACCGCUCGGGCUCCACCGCGGAGAUCGAGAUCAUCGCCCCUCACAAAGUCGUGGAGCGCACGCAGAACGUCACGGAGAAGGUCACCCAGGUCCUGUCUCUGGGGGCCGACGUCCUGCCCGAGUACAAGCUGCAGGCCCCCCGCAUCCACCGCUGGACCAUCCUGCACUACAGCCCCUUCAAGGCCGUGUGGGAUUGGCUCAUCCUCCUGCUGGUCAUCUACACGGCCGUCUUCACGCCCUACUCGGCCGCCUUCCUGCUGAACGACCAGGAGGAGUCACGGCGCAGGGACUGUAGCUACGCCUGCAACCCUCUGACGGUGGUGGACCUGAUCGUGGACAUCAUGUUCAUCGUGGACAUCGUCAUCAACUUCCGCACCACCUACGUCAACACCAACGACGAGGUGGUCAGCCACCCGGCCAAGAUCGCCGUGCAUUACUUCAAAGGCUGGUUCCUCAUCGACUUGGUGGCCGCCAUUCCCUUUGACCUGCUCAUCUUCCGCACGGGCUCGGACGAGACCACCACCCUGAUCGGGCUACUGAAGACCGCGCGGCUACUGCGGUUGGUGAGGGUGGCCCGAAAGCUGGACCGCUACUCCGAGUACGGGGCGGCCGUGCUCUUCCUGCUCAUGUGCACGUUCGCGCUCAUCGCCCACUGGCUGGCCUGCAUCUGGUACGCCAUCGGCAACGUGGAGCGGCCCUACAUGGAGCACAAGAUCGGCUGGUUGGACAACCUGGGGGACCAGAUCGGCAAACGCUACAACGACAGCGACCUCAACUCCGGCCCCUCCAUCGAGGACAAGUACGUCACCGCCCUCUACUUCACUUUCAGCAGCCUGACCAGCGUCGGCUUCGGCAACGUGUCGCCCAACACCAACUCCGAGAAGAUCUUCUCCAUCUGCGUCAUGCUCAUCGGCUCCCUGAUGUACGCCAGCAUCUUUGGCAACGUGUCGGCCAUCAUCCAGCGGCUCUACUCAGGCACGGCCCGCUACCACGCCCAGAUGCUCAGGGUCAAAGAGUUCAUCCGCUUCCACCAGAUCGCCAACCCCCUGCGGCAGCGGCUGGAGGACUAUUUCCAACACGCCUGGUCUUACACCAACGGCAUUGACAUGAACGCGGUGCUGAAGGGGUUCCCGGAGUGCCUGCAGGCCGACAUCUGCCUCCACCUGAACCGCACUCUGCUGCAGCACUGCAAGGCCUUCCACGGGGCCAGCAAGGGCUGCCUGCGGGCUCUGGCCAUGAAGUUCAAGACCACCCACGCACCCCCGGGAGACACCCUGGUGCACUACGGAGACGUCCUCACCACCCUCUACUUCAUCGCCCGUGGCUCCAUCGAGAUCCUGCGCGAGGACAUCGUGGUGGCCAUCCUAGGAAAGAACGACAUCUUCGGCGAGGCCGUCAGCCCGUACGCCCGGCCGGGCAAGUCCAACGCCGACGUGCGGGCCCUCACCUACUGUGACCUGCACAGGAUCCAACGCGAUGACCUCCUUGAGGUUCUGGACACGUACCCAGCCUUCUCCGACAGCUUCUGGAGCAACCUGGAGCUCACUUUUGACCUGCGGGACGUAGACAGCCUCUCCCAGUCCCCGCUGCCACCCCCGCGGUCGCCACCACACACCCUGGACUACGAGGACCUGUAUGGCCAAGCUCGCCGCCGCCGCCACCGCUCCCUCCACAAACUCGGCAAGGCCGAGGUGGACGGUGCAGCGGCGGUGGCGGAGAGCUCAGACACUGACCACGACCCCCCGUAUUCGGCCCUGAGCCGGCCCCCCGGGGAGGUGGGCAGCAUCUCCACCAUCAGCUCCCGGAGUGGAAGGAUGCCACCCCGCUCCCAGGACGACAUCUCUCCGGCCGGCCUCAGCCUCAGCAGUCCCAGCAGCGAGGCCCCGGCGCGGGCCAGGGGCAGCGGGCAGGUGUACCCAGGUGGGCCGAGCGUGUCUGGGCUAUGGGGUGAGCGCCACCCUGCCCCCUGCUCCCAGCCCCUGCGGCUCGGGGCCCUGGAUGCCCACAGGGGCCCAGUCUACCGGCCUGGGGACCUGGGCUCCAGGUUGGAGAUGCUCCAGACCCAGCUGACCAGGCUGGAGUCUCGGAUGUCGGCGGACCUGGGCGCCAUCCUGCAGCUUGUCCGACGGCGGCCGUCCCAAGUGGCCCCAGCCUCCAGCCCCACCUCUCCCGUCUCCGACUCUCUGGCCACGUUCCCCACCGGCCCCCCGGGCCCGGAGGCCCCCGGGCUGCCCGCAGUUGAACAUGAAGGGGACUCCAGGCAUCCUGAGCAGACCCCGAGCUACGGAGACCGGGAAAAGCCCAGCCAGAAGUGCGGGGACUCCGUGUCCGGCGGGAUCCACUUCCCGGCGGCAUCUGAUGAAACGCUGACCCUCUCUGAGCGAGAGCAAGCCUGCCCGCUCCUGGCCCGUCUGGCCUCCCUUCCCAGGCCGCAGAACCGUCAGGAUCCCACCUGGAUCUCCCGCUUCCCCUCCGUCCCGGACCACCUGGGGACCCCGUCCGAGCGGCCGGACUCUCAGAGAUCCCGCUCGGAACCAGUUUUCCCGGGAAGUUAG